Molecule: messenger RNA, 754 nt
Organism: Coniophora puteana RWD-64-598 SS2
Lineage: Eukaryota; Fungi; Basidiomycota; Agaricomycetes; Boletales; Coniophoraceae
Exons: 2
Coding region: 20-754 (244 amino acids)
Biological process (GO): C-terminal protein methylation
Cellular component (GO): membrane
Molecular function (GO): protein C-terminal S-isoprenylcysteine carboxyl O-methyltransferase activity
Source: RefSeq, a predicted model, not a curated record
UGACUACCAACACUGGGUUAUGUUCAAUCCUGCAUCUCCUGGCAAGGCUACACUUCUUUUGAUUGGUUCACUAGCAGCAAACUAUGUCAUAACACCUCCUACACGUCGACCUCCCAUAGAUGAGCGCCUCAAGCCGUCUGGUUUAGAGCUGGCUUCACCAAAGUUCCAUGUUGUCUUCAAGACUGUUAUGUGGUCCAUAACCACGUGUGAAACCUUGACAAUCCUCGCCAUCCAAUAUCCCUCUCUCCCGCGCUCCAAUGACAUCCUCACGCAUCUUGUACGCUCGGAUGACCCCUCCACAUUCAACGUCCCUCAGCCGAGCCCUCAUUUCCUCUUUGGAACUGCCCUCAUCCUCACUGGCGCGUUCAUUCGGGUUUACUGCAUACGAACUUUAGGGCGGUUCUUCACCUUCGAGCUGAGCCUCCGCAAGGACCACCAUCUCCUUACCUCAGGCCCGUACGGCCUCGUUCGCCACCCGAGCUACACUGGUAUCAUCCUCGUUGUUUCUGGCCUCCUGCUUUGCCACUUCAACCCACAGUCGUGGCUCGUCGCAUGCUCGGGACUCUUCCCCGUGAAGCGGCAGCUCGUGUCGAGGGCGCUAGCGGCCAUCUCGACGGGCAUCGUCUCGAUGAUGACGUAUGGACUGACAAAGAGGAUGCAGAAGGAGGAUAGGAUGCUCGAGCAGCGGUUUGGCGAGGAAUGGAGAACAUGGGCGCGAAAGGUGCCGUAUCGCUUAAUACCUGGCAUAUACUGA